AUGAAUAACGACCCGAACAAUGGCACGCAAACAAGCAAUACAGGGAAACCUAACAAGAAGCCUAAUCCACAAAGCGCGUCAAUAAUGCAGACGAUAUUCAGGAAUAUAGGAACACCAUCUUUUAAACUGUCUCAAAUACCACAACAAUACCUUCAAAAUCUGACUCCACAGCAAUUGCAAAUGAUACAGAACAGACAUCAACAGCUGUUGUAUGCGAGAAUGCAACAACAACAAGCUCAGAACAGUCAAGCAUCAACACCGCAGGAACAGGUGUCAGCGGCCAAUAAAAUUUCAACUCAACGGAAACCAGCAUCAAAUGCCCCCUCACCGGCAGUGCAGGAAAUUCAACAAAAUCAUGCUUUUCAACAAAGUAACUCUACACCCACCGCAUUUCAUAAUUCCCCACCUAAUUCGUCAACGGGCUCUGUAAAUCCAAACACAGGGGGAGUACCGCCAACGCUUCCUCCACAAAUAGCUCAAUUACCACUGGCUUCUCAGCAACAAGUAUUACAGACUUUGAAACAGCAAGCAAUAGCAAAAAAUAAUCCAGCUGUGGUUGCCGCGAUAACAGCAGCUGAACAACAUGUAAAGAACUUGUUGGAACAGCAGGACCAACAGAAUACAGGAUCAAAAAGUCAGACAAAAAUGACAGCGAAUAAACAAGGUUCAAGGGUGGUGAACCAGAAGAUGACAACAGCUGCAAAUUAUGUUCCAGAAUCUCCAGGAAUAACCAACCAAAUACCUCCCAUGGCCCUCCCGCAGAAUAUUCCACCCCCACAAAUUGAUAUGAGGAAGUACGAACUACCAAGCUUCCAAACCAUUAAUUAUGAUCCCCCAGAAACUAAACUACCUAAUCCAUCAUACUGGUCCUCAAGAAACCCUACUACUGAUAUCCUGCUCUAUGAGCAAAUUACUCAAAGGGAUAAAGCUAAUGUUAGUGCCCAACACAGAGAAGUUAAUGGGUAUGAUCCUUUCAGUAUUUACGGUUUUAGUAACAAAGAAUAUGUAAGCAAAUUGUGGCAUACCUUAAAAUACUAUCAGGAUUUGAAGACCACCAGAAUGAAAUCUAUAACGAAUACCUCUCAAAACAUACCAACAGCAAGUAUAUGGGGUAACGGUUACUCGGGUUAUGGCAAUGGAAUCACAAAUACCACUACAAAAGUUGUACCAUUUCAUCCAAUUGCUGGUAGAAACUUCUAUUCACCCGAUAAAAUAAAACUAUACAAACAGGCAAUGAGUGAGGACGCAGAAAAUCUCGUCCCUGUUAGAUUAGAAUUUGACUUGGAGAGGGAUAAAUUCUUCUUGAGAGACACAUUACUAUGGAAUCGGAAUGAAUCUGUUGUUGACAUAAACGAGUUUGUGGAGGAUAUGGUAGCCGACUAUCAAUUUGACACUUCGAUCAAAAGACACGCCAUUGAUAUGAUUUCACAGUCCAUAAAAGAGCAAGUUCAGGAAUAUCAACCUAAUCCAUUUAUUGAAGAACAUUUGUCAAGAAUUGGUGGAGACGACAUGAGAAUUACAAUUAAACUUGACAUUGUUGUAGGACAAACCCAAUUGAUUGACCAGUUCGAAUGGGAUCUUUCCAACCCUGACAAUUCCCCAGAGGAGUUUGCCGAAUGUAUGUGUCGCGAAUUAGAGCUACCUGGUGAAUUUGUCUCCGCAAUUGCUCAUAGCAUUAGAGAGCAGGUUCAUAUGUACCAUAAAUCAUUGAUAAUGCUGGGCUACGGAUUUGAUGGAGGUAUUGUAGAGGAUGAUGAUAUUAGAAGUAGAAUACUACCCGUGGUCACAGUUGAUGACGUAUAUAGACCUCCUGCAGAUUGUAAAGUUUUUACGCCCAACAUACUUCAAAUUUCCCCCGCUGAGCUGGAAAGACUAGAUAAAGACAAAGAUAGGGAUACCAGACGUAAAAGAAGACAGGGUAGAUUUAGUAGACGUGGUAAUACAAAUAUUGGUGGUAUGUCGAUGUCUUCUACUAAUGCAAACGCAAGUGCAGCAAACAACUCAUCAGUGGGUGGUGAGGCUACAUUACCUGAUAUUGCUGAUAUUCCAAGAACCUUUAGAACUCCUAUACCAAGUACCAUACUUCCUGGAGGUGUUGAUUUAGGCCCAUCUGUCUUCUCAUAUAACUUAGAAACGUCUGUUGAAUAUCAAUCGAGGGGGCCACCACCUGAACCAGUCAUGCCUCCAUGUUAUGUUGUUGAUCAUAUUCCUGGAAAGUCAAUGUUAGUAUCCAUUAAACUCCCCCAAAAGACUGCAGCUCCACUGGCAGUAGAACAACAUGGCCAGCAUUUCGGAGGUGACAGCACUAACACUGAUGUCCCAAUUAAAAAGGAGGAUGAUAACAUUUCUGCUGAAGCUGCACCAUCAAUGCAAAAUAUAUCAAACCCUUCACAAACUAUCCAAGCAGCAAGUGAAGUCCCCGAGGACAAGAGAGAACAAGAUAUCGAUGCUAUUACUCCAAUUGUAGAAAGUCAAACUGAAGAGAAAAAAGAAGAGCCUGAGACGGCAACCGAAAAUUCUGAGAAGAUUGAAGAUAAAGAAACAAUGGACAAAGUUGUGGAGGCAGAAAGUGGUGAGAAACAAGUCGUUAGUGAACAGGAAUUAAACUCACAUAUCGAUGAAAAACUUGAUGGCGAGAAACCACCAGUUGAUUCCACUGACAUAAAAAAGGUUGGUGAAUCAGAACAAGUAAACGGUACCCCACCACUUGAAGUUAAUACAACACAAAAGGAAGCCAAAUCUCCAUCCGACGAAGUACCGCAAUCCAUAGAAUCAGGGAUGAAAUCUCCUGAGGAGGAAAACAAAGAAGGCUCAUCUAAUGAUAAUAGGCUAGAAUCUGAAAACAUAAAUACUUCCAACGAAAAUGAUAAUGCUGAUACGGAAGUAGCUGGAAAGGAUAAUGAAGAGACAGAAGUUGCUGGAAAGGAUAAUAAAGAGACAGAAGUUGCUGGAAAGGAUAAUGAAGAGACAGAAGCUACUAGAAUGGGUAGUGAAGAAAGCGGAAAUCAAUAUGAUGAUAAUCAGACUCACAAUGAGACCACCGAAAAACCUGAUACAGACAAUACAGAUGGUCAGGAAAAGACCCAAUUGUAA
This is a messenger RNA of Nakaseomyces glabratus, 3093 nucleotides long. RefSeq names its product Snf5p (gene SNF5). Gene Ontology annotation, molecular function: transcription coregulator activity. The record is from RefSeq and is a predicted model, not a curated record. Gene Ontology annotation, biological process: chromatin remodeling; positive regulation of pseudohyphal growth by positive regulation of transcription from RNA polymerase II promoter. Gene Ontology annotation, cellular component: nucleus; nuclear chromosome; SWI/SNF complex. Lineage: Eukaryota; Fungi; Ascomycota; Saccharomycetes; Saccharomycetales; Saccharomycetaceae.